Xenopus laevis (African clawed frog) is the source of this 2336-nucleotide messenger RNA. RefSeq names its product golgin A7 S homeolog (gene golga7.S). Gene Ontology annotation, cellular component: palmitoyltransferase complex; Golgi stack; Golgi membrane. NCBI's taxonomy places the organism in Eukaryota, Metazoa, Chordata, Amphibia, Anura, Pipidae. The record is from RefSeq and is marked provisional. Gene Ontology annotation, biological process: protein targeting to membrane; Golgi to plasma membrane protein transport.
AGCGUUUCUUCGCUGCGUCCGUAAAGCGUCGCUGAACAGGGAGUGGGAAGUGGAUUGUGCGGUGCAUGGCCAUGAGACUGCAGGCAGCUGUGGCCGGCAAAGUCUUUAUCCAGAGAGACUACACCAAUGGGACCUUAUGUCAGUUCCAGACCAAGUUUCCCUCUGAGCUGGAGAACCGGAUUGACAGGCAGCAGUUUGAAGAAACUGUUCGGACACUAAAUAACAUGUACGCUGAAGCAGAGAAACUCGGGGGUCCGUCCUACCUGGAGGGUUGCCUUGCCUGUCUCACGGCAUACACCAUAUUCCUGUGCAUGGAAACACACUAUGAGAAGGUCCUUAAGAAAAUCACCAAGUACAUCCAGGAGCAGAAUGAGAAGAUUUAUGCGCCCCAGGGCCUGUUGCUGACUGAUCCCAUAGACAGAGGCCUCCGUGUGGUUGAAAUUACUAUCUAUGAGGACAGAAGCCUGACUGGAAGAUAGGACCUUGCAGAUCUGAAAGAUCAGACUUUGCUCUGCAUAUAAAACUCUUCUACUGCGACGAUUGUCCCUGACAUUCCUUCAGUCGCCAUUCCUGUGUCUGCAGCGAUCACUUGCUGCUUCCUUCAACUCUGUAUAUAAUGGACCCAAAUCAACACUCCUGUGCCAACCCUUCAUUGCCAGCCUGUGCCAAGUGACUGACUAUUCUCCGUCAGCUUGACAUGCAGGGCACGAGAUUAAGGAGAGGUUAAAACGUAAUCGCGCAGAUGGAUGUCCAUUCAUAUAAAGCCUCUUGGGGGGGGGGGGGGGGAUUGUGCCAAUUGUUUGACUUUUUGUUUCCAGUUUUUAAUUUCCAAACGUGACUUAUUUCAUACAACUUUAGCAGGAGACUGGUUCCAAAGGUGAGGAGGCAAUGCUUAUAGAGAACCAACUGUUUCCUGCUGGUGGGACUGGUCAGUCAGUAACUGAUAUUAAACGGGUUGUGCACCUUUAAUUUAACUUUUAGUAUGAUGCAGAGAUGAAUAUUCUGAGACAAUUUGCAAUUGAUUUGAAUUUUUUAAUAUUUGUGGCUUUUGCGUUUAGUUUUUUAUUGAGAAGCUCUCCCAUUUGCAAUUUCAGCAAUCUGGUUGCUAUGGUCCAAAUUACCCCAGCAACCAUGCAUUGAUUUGAAUUAGAGACUGUAAUAUGAAUAGGAGAGGCCUGCAUAGAAAGAUAAGUAGUAAAAAGUAGCAAUAACAUUACAUUUGUAGCCUUGCAGAGCAUUUGUUUUUAGACGAGGUCAGUGACCCCCCCAUUUGAAAGCUAUAAAGAGUCAGAAGAAAAAGGCAAUCCACAAAUUAAAUAAUGAUAAGAAAGGAAGGCCAAUUGAAAAAGUUGCUAAGAAUUGGCCAUUCUAGAACAUACUAAAAGUUAACUUAAAGGUGAACCACCCCUUUAAGGUUUCUUUCUUUUCGGAAUCCAUCUGGGGCCCCAUGUCCAUGUAGAACAGUGGGGAAGUGUAGGAGAAAAGGGAAAGUACAAACUGAUAAGUAUUGACUUGUGACUGAUUAGUAAAGGCCAGAUUAUAUCAGUGCAGCGUGUUGUGUGUGUUUUUUAUUUUUUUUUAGUGGGUCACUGUUCUACAUCACCCACAGCUUGCUUAGUCCAGUCAAACUUGCCAUCACUCCAUUUCUUCCCGGCCUUUCAGCUGAUUCUCCUCACCCCCCACGUCAGUAGCCUUUGGCCCUAAUACUAACAGAGGCAUUUCUGUGUGCCUUUGGGAGAAAAUAGAAAUUCCACAAGUAAAAGAAAUUAUUUUCUUCUCUUCCCCCCCCCCCCCAAUUUAUCUUGCAGCAACUGAUGAGAAGGGAUAUGGUCUCAUUUUCUUGUAUUCAUAGGAAUAUAUUUAAACACUGCUCAGGACGGCCAUAUUUGUUUAUCAGUCUAUACAAAGCUGCGCACAUAUCCUAAGUCUGCUGUAUGGGAAUCUGAACAUUUGAGUAGAUGGAAGAGAAGGCCUUUGCCGUUUCAGUGAGUGGGAAAUGGCUGAUAAUAAAGCAGAACUCACAUUGAUGCCAGCGUAAGGCCUGUUAGGGCUCCCGAUCAGUGCUGAGAACUUCAUGUUGUAUUACUCUUUCUUCAUCUAUACUGCAAUUUUAAAGUUUGUCCACAUAAUGAUUUUGCAUUGAUUUUCUGUAUAAAAACGGCACACAUUUUAUUUUUUAGUAAUGGAGCAGAGUCACCAACAACCUCAUUCAAAGGGCAAAACAAAACACCAAUUACAGUAUUUAUAUACAUUAAAGGGGACCUGACACCCAAAAAAACUAUUCCAAAUCCUAAUUAUCACAUUAGUCAAGCAAAAUAAACUUUAAUUACGCUAUA